GAAGGAAUGCAUAGCAUUAAGUGUUGGCCCUGGAUCACCGUUGAUUUUUUUAAUCAAAAGGUGGACCCCACUAAUCCCCUGUUAAAAUCAGUGGAAGGAACAUUCCUACCAAUCCCAUAUGGUACUUUUGUCUCUCCCAACACGCAGACAUACGAAUCAUCAAAUCCAAUGGCACUCUCUGCGAACGGCGAGAUUGAAGAAGCGAUCGACGCGCAUUUCAAGCGAUUCGACGUCGUUUCGGACGAGUCCGACCACUCCUACCUCAACCUGAACCGCCCCAAAAAGGACGGCGGAGAUUGCUUCAUCAACGGGAACAGUAGGACCCACAAGAAGAUCAUGCAGGAGUGGAGGAUCCUAGAGAAGAACCUCCCCGAGACGAUCUUCGUGCGGGCCUACGAGAAGCGCAUCGAUCUGCUCAGGGCGGUGAUCGUCGGCGCUGCGGGCACGCCGUACCACGAUGGACUCUUCUUCUUCGACUUGGCCUUCCCGCCCGAUUACUCCACCAGCCCGCCCCAGGUCCAUUUCCGCUCGUACGGGAUGAGGCUGAACCCGAACCUCUACGCCAACGGGAGGGUCUGCUUGUCGCUGCUCAACACCUGGGCCGGUAAGAAGAGCGAGAAGUGGAACCCAUGUGAGUCCACUGUGCUCCAGGUCUUGCUUUCGAUUCAGGCGCUGGUUCUCAACGAGAAACCCUACUUUAACGAACCGGGUCACGGGAUGUUGGGUCGGGCUAUCUGGGAAAAGAAGUCGCAGGCUUAUAACGAGGACGUGUUCAUCUUGUCGUGCAAGACAAUGCUAUUUUUGAUCCGAAGGCCACCGAGGAAUUUCGAGGACCUUGUGGUCAGGCAUUUUCGGGAGCGAGGGGAUUGGAUAUUAAGGGCCUGUGAUGCUUAUAGAGGUGGGCUUCAGAGAGUCGGGUACUAUGGGAGUUAUGGGUCAUCAUCAUCAUCAUCAUCGUGUUCUUCGUCUUCAACGAGCGUCGAUGUGUCGGAGAAAUUCAAAGGGUCUAUGGAGAAGCUGUACCCGGAGCUUGUUGCGGCUUUUCAUAGGGGCGGAGCUUCAGUGGGGAAUUUCGUCGAACGGUUGAAUGUCGAGAGAAAAACGGCGCCAUCGUCGUCCAAGGCGGCUCAGGUGGUUGUGAAAAACAAGCACGGUGGUGGGUUUGCGAGGAGGGUCAUUCGGACAAUCAAGAAGGCAUUGGGAUUGAAGAGGAAGAAGAAGAGUGGGAAAAGCGAUGGAGAUGUGACCAAAAAGGACUCUUCUUGAAGUGGGUGCGCAACGUGACGGAAGAAAACAGAGCAAGAGGGAGAGAGACGACAUCAAGUGGGGACCAAAUUGGUGGUGGGGGGUUGAUUUCUUUUUAGGGCACUUUAACAAUGGGAAGAAGAUUAGGACUUAACCCUUUCUUUUUUUCUUUUUCUUUUUUCUUUUUUUUUUUUGUGUCUUCAAUUAUUUCUUUAGGUUUUGAAUGAUGAUUAAGAUACAUAAUUUACUCAA
Molecule: messenger RNA, 1497 nt
Organism: Corylus avellana
Lineage: Eukaryota; Viridiplantae; Streptophyta; Magnoliopsida; Fagales; Betulaceae
Product: putative ubiquitin-conjugating enzyme E2 38
Molecular function (GO): ubiquitin conjugating enzyme activity
Source: RefSeq, a predicted model, not a curated record